AUGCUUCGAUUUUCGUUGUUCCUGCAACUCCUCACCUUCUCGCGAUUGCUUCUUUCUCAGUUCGGGCAGAUUGUGUGCAUUUCAUGUUCUGUUGAGAGGCAGCUGUUGGUGGCACCAGAUGUUUUUGAAAUCGAGGAAGACUUUGGAAGGGCUCGAGCCUACAACCAGUUAAUUGUAUCCAUUGGAUUUUCUAUUGAGAGGCAGCUGCUGGUGGCACUAGAUGUUUUUGAAAUCGAGGAAGACUUUAGAAGGGCUCGAGCCUACAAGCAAUGUGGCAUGUCAGAUCUUGUUCAACAAGCAAUAGAGAGCUGGUAUGACCACUUUUACAAUGGCUCUGUCCAGUUGAUUAUAUGCAUUGGAUGUUCUGUUGAGAGGCAGCUGCUGGUGGCACCAGAUGUUUUUGAAAUUGAGGAAGACUUUGGAAGGGCUCUAGCCUACAAGCAAUGUGGCGUGUCUGAUCUUGUUCAACAAGAAAUAGAGAGCUGCCCAGUUGAUUGUAUCCAUUAUUCUUCUACUGCACAACUAUCUUUGCUUGAAGAUGAGAUGCAGAGAGUGGAACGAGUUAAUGCUCAAACUGUUAGGUUAUGA
Spinacia oleracea (spinach) is the source of this 588-nucleotide messenger RNA. RefSeq lists its product as uncharacterized. The record is from RefSeq and is a predicted model, not a curated record. Lineage: Eukaryota; Viridiplantae; Streptophyta; Magnoliopsida; Caryophyllales; Amaranthaceae. The coding region runs from base 1 to 588 and encodes 195 amino acids. The transcript is spliced from 6 exons.